UUCCGGGUCGGACCUGGCCGGUUUUCCGGUCUUGCGCAGUAGACCCCAAGCCAGUGACCUGCUGCCCCGUUGCUAUGGUAGUAGGCAACCGGGAGCUAGCAGGCUAGGUAGGGUGGGAGUCGCUGUGACUGCACUGAGCGAGGCGGCAGGAUCACAGAAUGGGCUGAGGCAGCGGCGGCUGCCCGGACGAAGUCGACGGUGGGGAAAGAGGCGCGGCACUUGUCUGGGACUCUAAGACUCCUGGUUUGAGGAGCGGGCGGGACCGAGGUUUUCUUGGGUCCCGGGGCCUGAUCUGUUGGUGACUGCAGCUUUGCGGAAAACUUAUAUUUGAUGGGGCUUGACGAGACGUGUGGGAACCCUACCCAUGAUGAAUAGUGACAUGUAGUGAGAGCAUCUUAAAGCUUGGUGGGAAUGAUGGAGACAGUAGCAAGUUCCCCCAAGUUCUGGUGGUGGCCGAAGCCACAUAAAGACACCCUGCUGCCGAACUGGCAGAGUUCCCAGAGACAAACGCGACUCGUGGAAAAGAAUCCUAGUUUUCCUUUUCCCGUAAUUUAAAGUAUUAGUUUAUUGUGAUAUUGCAUUAUCCACGUUGAAUAAAUAAAGGUAUGAAUGUUUAAUCUUCUCCCCCCCCCCCCCGCACCCUUUCUUUCCAUAAAGAAAAAACCGGACUUCAAAAUGGAGAUGUAUGAAACCCUUGGAAAAGUGGGAGAGGGAAGUUAUGGAACAGUCAUGAAGUGUAAACAUAAGGAUACUGGGCAGAUAGUGGCCAUUAAGAUAUUUUAUGAGAAACCAGAAAAGUCUGUCAACAAAAUUGCAAUGAGGGAAAUAAAGUUUCUAAAGCAAUUUCAUCAUGAAAACCUGGUCAAUCUGAUUGAAGUUUUUAGACAGAAAAAGAAAAUUCAUUUGGUGUUUGAAUUUAUUGACCACACAGUUUUAGAUGAGUUACAACAUUAUUGUCACGGAUUAGAGAGUAAACGACUUAGAAAAUACCUCUUCCAGAUUCUUCGAGCAAUUGAAUAUCUCCACAAUAAUAAUAUCAUUCAUCGAGAUAUAAAACCUGAGAAUAUUUUAGUAUCCCAAUCAGGAAUUACUAAACUCUGUGAUUUUGGUUUUGCACGAACACUAGCAGCUCCUGGAGAUGUUUAUACGGACUACGUGGCCACACGCUGGUAUAGAGCUCCAGAAUUAGUAUUAAAAGAUACCUCUUAUGGAAAACCUGUGGAUAUCUGGGCUUUGGGCUGUAUGAUCAUUGAGAUGGCCACUGGAAAUCCCUAUCUUCCUAGCAGCUCUGAUUUGGAUUUACUUCAUAAAAUUGUUUUAAAAGUAGGCAAUUUGACACCUCACUUGCAGCAUAUCUUUUCUAAGAGUCCCAUUUUUGCUGGGGUGGUCCUUCCUCAAGUUCAACACCCCAAAAGUGCAAGAAAAAAAUACCCAAAGCUAAAUGGAUUGUUGGCUGACAUAGUUCAUGCUUGUUUACAAAUUGAUCCUGCUGAGAGGAUGUCAUCUACGGAUCUUUUGCAUCAUGAGUAUUUUACUAGAGAUGGAUUUAUUGAAAAAUUCAUACCAGAACUGAAAGCUAAAUUGCUACAAGAAGCAAAAGUCAAUUCAUUCAUAAAACCAAAAGAGAAUUCUAAAGAAAAUGACUUUAUGAAAGAUGAAAGAAAAACAAUUUAUACCAAUACACUGCAAAGUACUUCAGUUUGGGGAAAGGAAUUGGUAAAAGAGAAAAAGCCCAAGGAGAUCAAAGUCAGAGUUACUAAAGUUAAAGGAGGGAAAGGAGAUAUCUUAGAACCAAAAAAGAUAGUGUGUGAAGGUGGACAUUGUCAACAGGUUGCAGCUGAAGUUGUUUAUACUAUGUCUCAAGAUACAAAACCCGUAAUCAGUGAGCCACCAAACCCUGUCAAUCCCAGCACUAACUCUAUAGGCAUGAAAGAUGAUCCAUGUGCUGGAGGCAGUAUGGUGAUGCCACCCAUCAAUCUAACUAGCAGUAACUUGAUGGCUUCAAAUCCCAAUUCAGAUCUCUCCCACUCCAAUUCAAGGUUAACUGAAAGAGCCAAAAAGAGACGUACGUCUUCACAAUCUAUUGGACAAGUUAUAUCCAACAGGCAUGAGGAUACAGGUUCCACUCAAAGCCAAAUGGAGAAGUGUGUGUUUAAUGAGCAAACCAGCCAAACUGACCAAAUGGCAAAUGGAAACAAAAGGAAGCUGAAUUUUUCCAGAUCUGACAGGAAAGAAUUCCAUUUCCCAGAAUUGCCUUUCAUAAUACAAUCAAAGGAGAUGAAAGGAAUCGAAGUGAAACAGAUAAAAGUGUUGAAGAGGGAAUCAAAGAGAGCAGAUUCAUCUAAAAUACCAACUUUACUUAAUGCAGAUCAAUAUCAAGAAAAACAAGAGGAUGGAGAUGGACAUUGUAAGGGGAAGAAUUUGAAGAGGAACAGACUUUUUUUCUGGUAG
Molecule: messenger RNA, 2451 nt
Organism: Dama dama (fallow deer)
Lineage: Eukaryota; Metazoa; Chordata; Mammalia; Artiodactyla; Cervidae
Gene: CDKL3
Product: cyclin dependent kinase like 3
Exons: 12
Coding region: 610-2451 (613 amino acids)
Biological process (GO): positive regulation of dendrite morphogenesis; protein phosphorylation; negative regulation of axon extension
Cellular component (GO): nucleus
Molecular function (GO): ATP binding; cyclin-dependent protein serine/threonine kinase activity
Source: RefSeq, a predicted model, not a curated record